Aethina tumida (small hive beetle) is the source of this 3854-nucleotide messenger RNA. RefSeq names its product ras-GEF domain-containing family member 1B-like. Gene Ontology annotation, cellular component: plasma membrane. The record is from RefSeq and is a predicted model, not a curated record. Gene Ontology annotation, biological process: positive regulation of GTPase activity; Ras protein signal transduction. Gene Ontology annotation, molecular function: guanyl-nucleotide exchange factor activity. Lineage: Eukaryota; Metazoa; Arthropoda; Insecta; Coleoptera; Nitidulidae. The transcript is spliced from 9 exons. The coding region runs from base 1 to 2697 and encodes 898 amino acids.
AUGCAGGACAACCGACCCGAUAAACCUACAAAACCCGCACUCCCAUCGAAACCUGUUAUCGCUUCCAAGCCCAAAUACGUUCCGCCAGUCAAGACUCAACGAAAACCCCAACGCGAAGACAAUCCGUCUCCCUUAAAUCCUCCAAGACGUCUAAAUGUCAGCGAGCAAAAACCCCACUAUGCUAAGGAAUUACAAUCAGCCAAGGAAUCAGGUGCAUAUAUACACAGUGACAAAAAAAUCGACUACAGGGAAUGUUUCUCCUCACAGAAGGAAUAUAUGACGAACGUGAAAUACGAUGAGUAUACUUCAUCGUAUGUUAGUGAAAAAUGUGAUAAAUUUAAUACAAACUUCGACGCGUACAAAAAAGUAGAAGAAAUAAUCCAAAAAACGCCAAACUCUCCAAGCACAGUAUGCUGCAGCAUUUUAUCAAACGCAACAACCGACUGUUGCGGCAUCAUAAACAUAAACAAGGGUGACGUCUCUAAAACCAUGACGAAACUAGACUCGGUAGACUCCAACUCAUCAGAUUCCGGCGGCUUCAAGGACUUCAUCCAACUAGACAUCAAUCGCAAACCUUCUCCCGACAAGGAACCAUCGAAACCCGAAUCUUAUCAAACCCACCAACGUAAAAUUUCCCAACCCGACUUCCUCGAUAAAAAGCUAACCGAACUCAAACCUUACGGCCACCAAAGGAAAUCAUCGCAACCCGAUUACAUGUCCCCGGAAGUCCGCCAGUCCGUCGCACAAAACAAACAGAAUUUCAUCGCGAACGCACAAGCCUUGGCGCAAUUCCUGCCGCAAACCGAACAGAAAAUACUCCAGCACAAGCAACAACAAGCCUACGACAGAACGGACGACUGUUUCCGUCAACAGAUCGCCAUGUACAACGCACCCCAAAAGACUGAAGAACCGAAAACGAAACCGAAACCGAUCACUGCUCACGGUCAAUUCCAGCAAUCAACGAAAAAAUUGGAGGAACUCCUGUCGCAAAGACUGGAAAAGGAGAAGGUCCUGAGGAAAGGCCAGAACUGUUUGCUGGACGGUGAAUCUAGUCAGGAUGUUGAGCAGAAGAUGCUCGUGCAGAAGCAGAUUCAGCAGAAGUUGCAGGCGGAUCUGCAGCAAACAGUCAAACAGAUUCAGGAGAAACAAAGUAUCGAACUCAGGUUACCACAAAACAGGAAAUGGAAUGAGAGCAAUCGAAGUCAACCUGCCAUUGGUCUGAAGCACACUCCAAAAGCAAGGCCGACGAUAUUUGGGACUGUUGCUUCCGACCUCACACCGAAAGACUGUUCAAAUCGAAGAAGCUUACCACAAACGCCACAAACAAAAAAUUUCUCAAAAAUUUUCAACGGAGAGUCAAACCAAGAGAGUUCCGGUGACCCAGGAUCCCAACAGGAUAACGCCCUGGUUUACAGGGAUGGCAACCUGCUUUCCGGUCCAUUAGAGGCUCUCAUCCAGCACAUGGUACCAACAGACGUGUAUUAUCCAGACAGAACCUAUUUAUUCGCCUUUCUUCUGUCUUCAAGACUAUUCAUCAAACCGCACGAUUUGUUAGCAAAAAUAAGGGCGUUGAGUGAGACCCAACAAGGAUUGGGAAAUACUCUAGGGGGUGGCCAGCAUGCCGGUCAGGUUCGGUUUGCGGAAUAUUUGGUACAGUUGUUGGCUGAAUGGACAGAGAUUUUUCCCUACGAUUUUAGGGACGAACGAGUAAUGCAACAUAUCCGUACCAUAACGCAGCAAUGCUGCGCAGUAAACGGUGGCCUGCGCCAAAACGUCUCGGCCAUGCUCCAUAACCUGCUCCAACGCCUCAACGCUCUCGAACUGUACGAGAAGUCUAUCGAAAACCAGUCGUCGGUCGUUGAUGAGAACUGCACAGACAUUUCGGAGGUAUGCCCCAAUCCAGCGAUUCUCGCGCAGCAGCUCACGCACGUAGAACUCGAACGGUUGUCGUUCAUCGGGCCGGAAGAGUUCGUGCAGGCUUUUGCUAAGGAGAAUCCGCACUUGGAGACGUCGUUCAAGGAUAUGAAAAAGACCCAAAAUUUGGAACAGUACGUCCAGUGGUUUAAUAGACUGAGCUACUUUGUAGCAACCCAAGUUUGUAAAUAUCAAAAGAAAAAGAUGCGCGUCCGUGUGGUAGAAUAUUGGAUAGAAGUAGGACGGGAGUGCUUCAAUAUUGGUAACUUUAACAGCCUAAUGGCGAUUAUAGCUGGACUAAAUAUGUCGCCUAUUUCCAGACUGAAGAAAACGUGGAGCAAAAUCCAUUCAGGCAAGUUUGCUAUUCUGGAGCAUCAGAUGGAUCCCAGCAGUAAUUUUAGCAGCUACAGGAGUACUUUGAAGGCGGCGAUGUGGCGCAGUGCUGGAGCUGUAGACCAGCGGCAGAGAAUUGUUAUUCCUUUCUUCAGUUUGCUGGUGAAGGAUCUGUAUUUCCUUAAUCAGGGUUGUUCAAACAAGUUGCCAAAUGGUCACAUAAACUUUGAGAAGUUUUGGCAAUUGGCGAAACAGGUAACAGAGUUUAUGGCUUGGAAACAAGUGACGUGUCCAUUUGAAAAGGACGCAAAGAUAAUAUUUUUGCUUCAACAUGGACCAAUCUUGAAUGAAAAUGCUUUGGCUCUCGCGAGUUUUGAAUGCGAACCGCCUGAGAACAACCAAGAGAAGGAGCGUUGUAAGAAUCUCAAAACUGAAGGCACCUCCAAUUAAACGAGGUUUGGAUAAUGUUGUGUUGUCCGCAAUGUAUACAACAGUAAUGAGCUAUGCAUUUUUUAAUGUUUCUGAUAUUUUAAGUUGUUUUAAUGAUACUGUAUUUUUUUAUUAAUUUCUGUACAUAACGUAUGUAAAAGUUUGUAUUAUAUUUUAUGAUUUAAGAUUUUUUAUGCAGAUCGAAAUUAUUUUUAUCCUGUGAAGUAUUGAAUUUAUAUUAUUGAUAUUGUGAUGAUUUUUAUAGCUUUUUAGCUUUAGUUGUUAUAAACAAGCACAAAUUUGUUAUGUACCUUAUUGUUUUUAGUGUUCAACACUAAUGACACUAUUCUUCACAUGAUUCCUUUACUGAAAUAUCCACAAUAUAUGUAUGCCAUAUUGAGUGUUAUUUGAACAUGCAUGUGAUAAUUCAGAUAAUAUACACAUACCUUAAAUAAAUCUCUAAGGCAAAAAAAACAUAUUAUCUUGAAAUUCUUGACAACAUUUUAAUUUUUUGCUUUACAGAAUUAUUUUGUACUGAAUAUUUAUACUAUUUGUAUAUACGGAAGUGAUAGUGUCAAAUAAUUUAAAACAAAAUUUGCCAUUGUUGGAUUAUUAUUUAAGUUUAUUAUGUAUACUACUUGCAAAUGAUCUUGCUUUUCAGCCUAUUGAUGUAUUUUAACUGUAUCAGUUCAAAAGUAUUAGAAAUUAGUUUCAUUAGAAUGUUUUUAUUGGAAAGAAAACAGAUACUCAAUAUUUCAAUAAUUAUUAACCAGUUUUGUACCUAUUUGUAAUGUUUUAUACCUCAGUGUUUUUUACAAAUAUUUAUAAUGAUGUACUUAAUAUAUUGACCAAUGUAUAACAGUAUUUACUCUAAAUUUAUAAGUAUUUAUCACGUCAGGAAUUAUUGAAGUCGCAGUUAUUAUGGCAACAUUAUAAAUGUGGCAUCAACAAAAGUAUAUUAUAUUGUAAUUUAAUUACUACAAAAAGCUUCGCCUCACUCUGCAUUAGUUAUUAACUAAAGAACUUAAAAAGACUUAAAAUUUUCAGUAUUCUAGUCACUAGAUAAGGUUUGCAAUGCUAACUACAUAUUGUAUUGUAGCUAUUUAUAAUAAAAUUACUAUGUAAAAAUCAUUUGUAAUGUAUUAAAUUGUUUUAUGUAUAAACUAUAUAAAAUAACA